AUGAGCGACUUGGACGAGGCCGUGACAAGAAAGCUUUCAGGAGGCAAGAAGAUCGUCGAGAAGGUCGCUACAGCCACGGAGACGGUCGCGCCGGCUGAAAAGAAACGAAAGCUCGUGGAUGGUAAUAUCAUGACCAUGUUUGGUGGCAGUAAACCUGCACCAAAAUCCGUUGAGGAACCGUCGACGUCGAGCGAACCUCCUCCACCGGCCGAGCAAGCCAUUCUGGACUUGGAACAGACGAUGGGGAGGGACUGGUAUGAAGCUCUCAAAGACGAGUUUACCAAACCGUACUUUCGGAGCAUUCGUAACUUUUUAAUCGCGGAAACACGCAAAAAGGCGACAAUUUAUCCAAAGACGGAGGACAUUUACAACUGGUCCCGACUCACGCCAUUGGAGGAUGUGCGUGUCAUCAUUCUCGGACAGGAUCCAUACCAUGGCCCUAACCAGGCGCAUGGUCUGGCUUUCUCUGUACUACCACCGACAAGACCCCCGCCUUCGCUGGUUAAUAUCUACAAGGAACUCAAGAACUCGAUUCCAGGGUUCGUGAUCCCAAAAUCUGGUGAUUUGACUCCACUUGCACAAGCCGGCGUCCUGUGGCUGAAUACUUCGCUCACCGUGCGAGCGAGCGAGGCAGGCUCGCAUUCCAAGAUUGGAUGGGACAAGUUUACGCGUGCUGUUAUGGAAGCCGUACUUGCCCGACCCAGCAAGCGAGGCGUCGUCUUCAUGGCGUGGGGUGCACAUGCUCAGAAAGCAAUUGCGGGCUUCGACCAGAAAAAGAACAAGAUCCUCAAAUCCGUUCAUCCGUCACCCUUGUCGGCCAAUAAAGGCUUCUUGGGUUGCAACCAUUUCAAGUUGGCAAACGAAUGGCUCGAAGAGAAGUAUGGAGAGGAAGCAAAGGUAGACUGGACGGCUAUUAAUCCCAAGUAA
This is a messenger RNA of Serendipita indica DSM 11827, 927 nucleotides long. The record is from the annotation of a GenBank genome assembly. Lineage: Eukaryota; Fungi; Basidiomycota; Agaricomycetes; Sebacinales; Serendipitaceae.